CAGGAUCCUGAUACGUGGCUGGUUUUUGGGAAAGCCGUGUCUGACACACAGUAACUUGUGUGCAGCAGCUAUAGCGGGUCUCUGCCUUCAGCUGCUGGAGCCUGCAGACCCUCAGCCUGCCUUCAUCUACCCGGCCUGGAUGGCAGGGACACACUGGUGCAAACACUGCAGAAACCACCAGCGUUACUGGUUACAAGUGCGUUUUGGACCGUGGGACGGAUGAAAGGUGGAAGCUGUAAGAAGCCCAGCUGGGCUGCUAACUUUGUCACAGUAACCCUGCUGAUGCUGACCACCAGGGUGGCAUCAAGCAGCCAGAAGAUGACACAAACAGCUAUGGGUCAUGCUACAGCCACAGCUGCAGGACCAGGCCCCGUCCUGACUGAUGACCUCCCAGGCCUCCAGGCAGUAGCAGACUUCUUAGCCAGCGAACAGGCUCAUGUUUGGCUCUUAUCUCUGGUGGGCUCAGUUGUUGUAGGCCUCAGUGGGAUUUUCCCCCUGCUUGUCAUUCCCAUUGAAGCAGGAGCAGCCCUCAAAACUGAAGCUGGAUGCCAGAAACUAAAGCAGCUUUUGAGCUUUGCCAUCGGUGGUCUCCUUGGCGACGUAUUCCUUCACCUCCUUCCUGAGGCGUGGGCGCUCUCUGGCUCUUUAGCUGGUAAACACAACCACUACAUGACCCAGGGCUUGUGGGUAAUCAUGGGGCUGCUGGCCUUCCUACUCCUGGAGAAGCUGUUUCCAGACCAAGACAGCCAAGAGGAUCUGCCUUCAGAUUCAGACAUGAAUUCUAACUCCGCUAAACAGUCUAAUUCAGUUUUCAGUGGAAAGGCAGCUGUGUCACUCAGAAAUGGGCACCAUGCUGAUUCAUGGAAAUCCUCCAAGCAAGAGAGUCUGCCACAAAGAUCAGAGAAAAUCAAGACAAGUGGGUACUUAAACCUGCUGGCCAACUGUAUUGACAACUUCACCCACGGACUGGCAGUAGCGGGGAGUUUCCUGGUUAGCAAGAAGGUUGGGUUCCUUACCACCUUUGCUAUCCUGCUCCAUGAAAUCCCCCAUGAGGUGGGAGACUUUGCUAUUCUCCUGCGGGCCGGGUUCGACCGUUGGAGUGCUGCUCGUAUGCAGCUGUCCACUGCGCUGGUCGGGGUCUUAGGGGCCUGCUUUGCUCUGUGUGCUCAGUCACCUAAAGGCACAGAAGAUGCAACUGCAUGGGUUCUGCCUUUCACCUCUGGAGGCUUUCUCUACAUAGCCUUGGUGAAUGUUGUGCCUGACCUGCUGGAGGAGACCAGUUUAAGGCACUCCUUACUGCAGAUCCUGCUCAUCUUCUGUGGUGUGGCUGUCAUGGCGCUCUUGACUGUUAUUAUUGACUGAACAAAGAGGAAACCCCCUCUCGCCUUACCAAACUUACAAAAAACACUAGAACCCAGCACAGGAGAGUAAUCCCGUUUUCCACCAGCCCCCUUAUAUGUGGUACCUCUCAUUGAUAAUGAUGAAAGGAUGCCACCUCCUUAAAUCAUCAUCAUUAUGUUAUGCUAAAACAAAUAUCUGACAAAAGAAUGGCACUUUAUGGAUGGAUGACUGAAAGGAAGACCUUCUCGAUCUGCUGAAAGGACAUUUGUGUGGACACUUGUGCCAGACCUACAGUAAAUAUCAAAAGAAUUAAGAGGGUUUGUAUGUAUCUGUUGCCAAAAUUGUCUUAUAUUGUUCAGACAAUCACAUUGUUUUGCACAUACAUGUACAUAGACCUGAUGCACCUGCUCAACAGAACAGGUAUGAUUGGACCUUUACAUGACCACCUCCUUAAAAAUGUAUUCAGCCCUGAAUUGUAUGUAUUGUUACUCUUGUGCAUCUUCUGUUUUCUAUUGUAGCUGCUGCAUAUUUAUUGAAAAUGAGACAAGCAACAUAACAUUUUGUCAGACGUGCUUCACCAACACACCAUCAGUUUGUCUCGUUAAGAAUUAAGUGCCAAGAAUUCAGGUUAGUCUGUUUCGCUUUGUGUCUGCUCUACACCAAAGUACUCUUCUUCUGUUUGUGCCUCCCACCUACAGCACAGUUGCAGUAAUAAUUGCACCUUUCGAGCAUGAGUUGGUGAUCAUUACAAAAAGCUGUUUUUGAGUUGGAAAAAAUAUGACAAUGUUAAGAUAUUUGAAGAAAGAGGGUUACUGUUUGUUAGUAUUUGAUUUUGACUUAUACUUGCGCUCAACAAUUUUUGUGAGACUUGGAAUGGAUUUUGUAUAGUGCCAAUUGAUUCAUUUUCACAAUUAAUGAGUUAUUUUGGUUUUUCAGUAUGUGAGAAAAUAAUAGAAAAAAUCAGUUUUUACAAGCUUAAGACGCAAUCUACAGUGUCUCAUUUUGUCCCAACUAACAGUCCACAACCCAAAGAUAUACAGUUUACUGUCAUUGACAAGACAUUUUUGCAUAAAAAAAAAAUAAUAAAAAAAUAUGGAUUGAUUAUCUAAACAACUGGUGAUUAAUUUUCUGUUCAUUAUAACCGCUGUAAUAACUCACAGGAUUAUUCAUAUCAUUAUGUUGUUUCCUCCACUGAAGAAAUAAACAGUACAUUUCUGA
Scomber japonicus (chub mackerel) is the source of this 2559-nucleotide messenger RNA. It is a transcript of the gene slc39a13, whose product is annotated as solute carrier family 39 member 13. Gene Ontology annotation, cellular component: membrane. The transcript has 10 exons. Bases 220 to 1362 code for a protein of 380 amino acids. Gene Ontology annotation, biological process: intracellular zinc ion homeostasis; zinc ion transmembrane transport. Lineage: Eukaryota; Metazoa; Chordata; Actinopteri; Scombriformes; Scombridae. The record is from RefSeq and is a predicted model, not a curated record. Gene Ontology annotation, molecular function: zinc ion transmembrane transporter activity.